GAAAAUGCCAACUGUUUCCGUUCCUCCACACCUUGACUGAAACAGUCGCAGUGAACGAUCUUAACCCACAGGUACUAAGCGAACUCCGUUUAGUGGACUGCAUGUAGAGUUUAAAGGUUAGGAGACUGGGUGUCUCCCUGACUGCAGACUCUUCUCCUGUAAACAAACAACGCUACACGCGUUAGCCCAGCGUUAGCCUGCAAUCAGGAAAUAGACGGAGACGGCUAAACAGAGAUAACAACAACACACCUAUUUAAAGAAAACAUGUCUGCAUGUAGUAAUAGAUUAUUUUCUAUUCAAGUAUCUAACAUCUAAAGUUUCUCCUGGUGCCCAACGAAGCUACUAACAGGCUAACUCCUUACAGAUACUGUCUUAAAGGAGUGUUUCAGGAGAACAAAGUGAUUGUGGGAAGAUGUCUAAAAUCAGGACACUGAGAUCUUUUGUCAACCAGAGACUGACUGCGGCUGCUGACGAGAUAUUUGAGCUGUUUGAAAGAACGAUAGCGGAGUACGAGGAGCAGCUCAGUCGAUUAAAGGAAGAUCAACACAAACCACAGGAUCAUGUUUACGAGCCUGAAGUCCUGGCACACAGAUCAGAUUUCAAGCAAAAAUGUGUGAGUGAAGACGUUCCCCCAAAGCAGCAGGAGUGCAGCCACAGUCUGGUCCAGGAGGAACCACCAGAACCACCACACAUCAAAAAGGAACAAGUGGACGCCUGGAGCAGUCAGGAAGGAGAGCAGCUUCAAGAGCCAGAGGAGGCUGAUAUCAUCAAGUUCACUUUUUUUCCUGUGAAGAGUGAAGAAGAAGAAGAUGAUGAAGAGAAACAUCAGUCCCCUCAGUUUCAACAAACCCAAACUGAUCAGACCAGAGAUGAAUAUUCAAAAACAGAAGCUGAUGGAGAGGACUGUGGAGGAUCAGAACCAACUAGAGAGUUAAGUCCAGACAGUCAUUCACAGCCUGUUACUCAUGAAGAGACCUCCCACUCCUCUGAGACUGUGACUGACGAUAGUAACUGUGAUUGGGAGACCAGUGAACCUCAGGAAGGUUUGGACCCUCUUCAAAACAGUGAAGUUCCUGUAAGUGACAAGGAGUUUAAUACUGAAAAUACGUCCGUUAGCUUAUCUGGAUGUGCUACAAGCUUUGCCCAAAAGAAACAGAAGAAACACAAACGAAUCCAAAAAGGAGAGAAACCAUUUAGUUGCUCAGUUUGUGGUAACAGAUACUACAUAAAAACCUCAUUAACAACUCAUAUGAAACUUCACUCCGAGGGGAAACGUUUCAGCUGCUCAUUUUGUCACAAGACUUUUCUAGCAAGAGCAGAGAUGGUAACACACAUGAGAGUUCACACAGGGGAGAAACCCUUCGGUUGCUCCAUCUGUGGCAUAAGGUUUGCACAAAGCUCAAACUUGACCUCACAUUUAAGAGUUCACACUGGAGAGAAACCCUUCAGCUGCUCAGUUUGUCAAACAAGUUUUAGUCUUAGAAACAACUUACUUUUACACAUGAGAAUCCACACUGGAGAGAAACCGUUCAGUUGUUCAGUUUGUGGUAAAAGAUUUGCUUUACAUGGAAAUUUAAGGCGACACUCGACUGUGCACACAGGAGAGAAACAAUACAGUUGUUCCAUUUGUGGUCAAAGUUUCACACAACAUGGAACUCUAAAAAGACACAUGACUGUUCACACAGGAGAGAAACCAUUUAGUUGCAAUAUUUGUGAUAAAAAAUUUGCUCGACAAGAAUAUGUCAAAAAACACAAGUGUGUUGGCGAGAGCAGUGGAAUUUCAAAAUAAGACUCCAAAAUUAAGUUGUGCUUCAUCUCAUGUUCAGCUAACAGGAAGCCACAAAAUCAUUUCACUUCUGUUUUUUUUUUGUGUGUGUGUCUGUUAUUUUGUCAACAUUAACUGUGUCACAGUUCUUAUUUUUAAAAAUGUAAUCAAACAGUCUCAAUAUAUUUAGAAGAAGAAGAUACUUUAUUAAUCCUGCAAGGGGAAAAAAAAUUGUACACUGUUGUUGAACAUGCUACACACACAUGCACAAACAGGAUCCUAUGGACAUUCACUAAGGGGGCUGCCCACAGCGAGCGCUCCUGAGGUGGGUCCGGUGCCUUGCUCCAGGGCAACUCAGCAGUGCUCAGGAAGUGAACUGGCACCUCUCAAGCCACAAGACCAAUUUCCAGAUUUGGUCCGCUCUGGGACUUGAACCGGCGACCAACCAGUUCUCAACUUAUGUCCCUACAGACUGAGCUAUGGCUUCUGUCGCCUGAUCACUCUGUGUUGAAACAGAUUCGGAAUUAUGCGUACAAUAACUUGAUUUUAUUCACAUUAAUAUGAUUUAUCUUGAAUUGAAGGAGCUCUUCUGCACUUAAAUUAAUCUCAUAAUCUGUCUAACAUUAUAUGUAAUCAUUUAAUGUCCACACAUGGUCAGGCAACGCAUAUAAGCUUUUGUUAUAGCAUGGGGGGAACAUUUCACAUACAUGCAUAUUUACAAAUAAUACAUUUGAAUAUUACGGACUGCAGAUUCCUAAAUUCAUCUCAAUGCUUUUCUUUGUAUCCAAAAUAAAAUAAA
Messenger RNA from Labrus mixtus (cuckoo wrasse), 2564 nucleotides. Its product is annotated as zinc finger protein OZF-like. The record is from RefSeq and is a predicted model, not a curated record. Gene Ontology annotation, molecular function: RNA polymerase II cis-regulatory region sequence-specific DNA binding; DNA-binding transcription factor activity, RNA polymerase II-specific. Bases 413 to 1789 code for a protein of 458 amino acids. Gene Ontology annotation, biological process: regulation of transcription by RNA polymerase II. The transcript is spliced from 2 exons. Lineage: Eukaryota; Metazoa; Chordata; Actinopteri; Labriformes; Labridae.